AUGGCAGACUUCCUGUUACCUCGGGGCACCAGCAGCUUCCGCAGGUUCACCCGGGAGUCCCUGGCGGCCAUCGAGAAGCGCAUGGCGGAGAAGCAAGCCCGAGGUUCGGCCGCCUCGCAGGAGAGCCGGGAAGGGCUGCCUGAGGAGGAGGCUCCCCGGCCCCAGCUGGACCUGCAGGCCUCCAAAAAGCUGCCAGAUCUCUAUGGCAACCCGCCCCGAGAGCUCAUCGGGGAGCCCCUGGAGGACCUGGACCCCUUCUAUAGCACCCAAAAGACCUUCAUUGUGCUGAAUAAAGGCAAGACCAUCUUCCGGUUCAGUGCCACCAAUGCCUUGUAUGUCCUCAGUCCCUUCCACCCUGUCCGGAGAGCCGCUGUGAAGAUUUUGGUUCACUCGCUGUUCAGUAUGCUCAUCAUGUGCACCAUCCUGACCAACUGCGUGUUCAUGGCCCAGCACGACCCUCCACCCUGGACCAAGUAUGUCGAGUACACCUUCACUGCCAUUUACACCUUUGAGUCUCUGGUCAAGAUUCUGGCUCGAGGCUUCUGCCUGCAUGCGUUCACCUUCCUCCGGGACCCAUGGAACUGGCUGGACUUCAGUGUGAUUGUCAUGGCAUACACAACUGAAUUUGUGGACCUGGGCAAUGUCUCAGCUUUACGUACCUUCCGAGUCCUCCGGGCCCUGAAAACUAUAUCAGUCAUUUCAGGUCUGAAGACCAUCGUGGGGGCCCUGAUCCAGUCUGUGAAGAAGCUGGCCGAUGUGAUGGUCCUCACGGUCUUCUGCCUCAGCGUCUUCGCCCUCAUCGGCCUGCAGCUCUUCAUGGGCAACCUGAGGCACAAGUGUGUCCGCAACUUCACGGCACUCAACGACACCAACGGCUCUGUGGAGGCCAACGGCCAGGUCUGGGAGUCACUGGACCGCUACCUCAGCAAACCAGAAAAUUACUUGCUGAAGAACGGCACCUCCGAUGUGUUACUGUGUGGGAACAGCUCUGACGCCGGGACAUGCCCCGAGGGUUACCGGUGCCUAAAGGCAGGGGACAACCCUGACCACGGCUACACCAGCUUCGACUCCUUUGCCUGGGCCUUCCUUGCGCUCUUCCGCCUCAUGACGCAGGACUGCUGGGAGCGCCUCUACCAGCAGACCCUGAGGUCUGCAGGGAAGAUCUACAUGAUCUUCUUCAUGCUUGUCAUCUUCCUGGGCUCCUUCUACCUGGUGAACUUGAUCCUGGCUGUGGUUGCCAUGGCUUACGAGGAGCAAAACCAAGCCACCAUCGCUGAGACCGAGGAGAAGGAAAAGCGCUUCCGGGAGGCCAUGGAGAUGCUCAAGAAAGAGCAUGAGGUCUUCACAGGGAUCUUCACCGCAGAGAUGACCUUCAAGAUCAUCGCUCUGGACCCCUACUACUACUUCCAGCAGGGCUGGAACAUCUUCGACAGCAUCAUUGUCAUCCUGAGCCUCAUGGAGCUGGGCCUGUCCCGCAUGGGCAACCUAUCAGUGCUGCGCUCCUUCCGCCUGCUGCGGGUCUUUAAGCUGGCCAAAUCAUGGCCCACCCUGAACACCCUUAUCAAGAUCAUCGGAAACUCAGUGGGGGCGCUGGGGAACCUGACACUGGUGCUGGCCAUCAUCGUGUUCAUCUUCGCUGUGGUGGGCAUGCAGCUCUUUGGCAAGAACUACUCAGAGCAGAGGCACCGCAUCAGUGACUCAGGCCUGCUGCCCCGCUGGCACAUGAUGGACUUCUUCCAUGCCUUUCUCAUCAUCUUCCGAAUCCUCUGUGGGGAGUGGAUCGAGACCAUGUGGGACUGCAUGGAGGUGUCUGGGCAGUCACUAUGCCUGCUUGUCUUCUUGCUUGUUAUGGUCAUUGGCAACCUUGUGGUCCUGAACCUCUUCCUGGCUCUGCUGCUCAGCUCCUUCAGCGCAGACAACCUCACAGCCCCUGACGAUGAUGGGGAGAUGAACAACCUCCAGCUGGCCCUGGCACGCAUCCAGCGCGGCCUGCGCUUCCUCAAGCGGACUACCUGGGACUUCUGCUGUGGGCUCCUACAGCGGCGGCCCCAGAAGCCCGCAGCCCUCGCCACCCCUGGCCAACUGCCCAGCUGCGUUGCCACCUCCAGCCCCCCACUGCCCCCGGAGUCAGAGAAGGCGCCUCUGGCCCGCAAGGAGACACGGUUUGAGGAAGACAAGCGGCCAGGCCAGGGCACCCCCGGGGAUACAGAGCAUGUGUGUGUGCCCAUUGCCGUGGCUGAGUCAGAUACGGAUGACCAAGAGGAGGAUGAGGAGAACAGCCUGGGCACAGAGGAAGAGUCCAGUAAGCAGGAAUCGCAGCCUGUUUCCGGCAGCCCAGAGGCCCUCCCAGAGCCCAGGGCCUGGAGCCAGGUGUCAGAGACCGCCUCCUCUGAGGCCAGUGUGGCUCAGGCAGACUGGCGGCAGCAGCGGAAAGCGGAGCCCCCGGCCCCAGGGUGCAGUGAGACUCACGAGGACAGCUACUCAGAGGGGAGCACAGCAGACAUGACCAACACGGCUGACCUCCUGGAGCAGAUCCCUGACCUGGGCGAGGAUGUCAAGGACCCAGAGGACUGCUUCACUGAAGGUUGUGUCCGGCGCUGUCCCUGCUGCACUGUGGACACCACGCAGGGCCCCGGGAAGGUCUGGUGGCGACUGCGCAAGACGUGCUACCGCAUCGUGGAGCACAGCUGGUUCGAGACGUUCAUCAUCUUCAUGAUCCUGCUCAGCAGUGGAGCCCUGAGUGGGCCUGGAGCCAUGACUUAG
This is a messenger RNA of Leptonychotes weddellii (Weddell seal), 2763 nucleotides long. Lineage: Eukaryota; Metazoa; Chordata; Mammalia; Carnivora; Phocidae. The record is from RefSeq and is a predicted model, not a curated record.